AUGACAACAAAUGUCGAUAAUGAUACAUGUAAUGAUCCAUUUAAUUCAAUUGAUAAUCAACUUGAAUUUGAUUGUCAAGCAACAUGGAAAGGAAAACAUGGAACAUUUCCAGCUCGAUUUUGUGUUAAAAUAUCCGGAACGGUACUCGAUGUUGAUGCAAAUAUAAGUUCAAUAUAUUUAUAUAAAAAUUUAUUUUUAAGAACAUGUAUUGUUGAAAAUAUUAUGGAUUCAACAAAGAGUCCUGAUUCUACCGGAAAUUUUCGAUUAAAAGGAUUUCAGGGACUAACUGGUUUACGUAUGCAGGGUACAAUAACAUUGUGUACACUCGAUGGUUGCAAUCGAGCUCAAAACUUCUAUGAUUCAUCGUACAAAUGUAAAAUUAUAUUAAUUGUAAUUUUAUUUUACAGUUCAUUAAAUUAA
Molecule: messenger RNA, 420 nt
Organism: Didymodactylos carnosus
Lineage: Eukaryota; Metazoa; Rotifera; Eurotatoria; Philodinida; Philodinidae
Source: the annotation of a GenBank genome assembly